Messenger RNA from Cuscuta campestris, 3236 nucleotides. NCBI's taxonomy places the organism in Eukaryota, Viridiplantae, Streptophyta, Magnoliopsida, Solanales, Convolvulaceae. The record is from the annotation of a GenBank genome assembly.
GUCAAAAUGUGACAAUCUUUUAGUAAAAAAGAAUAAUAAGUUUAUUCAUAUGGAGAAGAAUGCACUCCAAAUAAAGAAAUAUCCCCAUCAAUGCCAUUCUAUGAUGUAACAAAUGGUAUUUUGAAAUAUAUUUUUCUUUGUUCAUUUAAGUACUAAUUCUAAUAUUUUUUAUUAAAAGACAUUUUCUUCCAUAAUACUUUUGUUUUUGUAGUGACAUCAUCAGUGCACCUAGCUCUUCCUUCAAUAUCUUUGGUGUAACUCAUUAUCCUCGGGUAGAAUUUGCCAACGCUAUCCUAUCAGGAAAAAGUUGUGUCACGCAGGUUGGCUUAUUAUUAAAGAAACAUGUCUUUAGUCAUGUUCCAAGCUCAGGCCUCAGAGUCACGUUUUUAUUGUCUUCAAAAUUCUCUGCUGAAUCUUCAUUUUUUCGCUUUUCCGAAAAUCUGAAUUCUCUUAAUUUUCAGCUGUGCCGCCGUACCGCCUGCGGGCCGCCGGGAUCCGGACUGAGCCCUCUAAUUUUUCCAAUCGCCUGGAUCGUUGAUUUGUUGCCCUGUUCUCUGCGUAACUGAGUUCGUCCUUGAGUUUACACCGCGGGAUCGUUGCUGCAUUUUCUUCCUGCAGUCCGUGCCACCUGCCGACCGUCGACCUCGUACCGGCGUUACGGAACGCCGAAGGUCGGACUCCGCUCCGCUGCCCACCGGAGAGUAUGCGAUUGACUAUUUGUAAUUUCCUACUAGUGUGAAAUUUUGCAUUUUCUGCAAUUUCAAUUUUCGAAGAAAUUAUAUAUUUGCGCGGAAACUUAGAAUUGAAGGGAGGAACAAUAAUUACGAAAUAAGAAUAGCCUCCACUCCCUUGCAUUUGCCUUUUCACUUUUCAGUAGUUUUGUUCACUUUAAUCAAAGUGAAAUAGCUGAAGAAUCACACUUGCAGUUUCGAGAUCAUUUUGAAGUGAAAUGAAAUCAAAGGUGAAAUGGGCAGCACUAGGUGGACUGGUCCUGUCCUUUGUUUCCUUGCUGGUUCAUUUAUUCUUGGCCAAGUCUAGCGCUAAUCUUGUACAGUACACUGCCUUUGCUACUUUUGCUGAUGAUCUAACCCCUAAUCAUCCAAUUAAAAAGGGUUUUGCAUAUCGGAGUUUGUGGGGAAAGAUCAAGUCUUUGGAGCCACUGCAGCAUUAUGCAGAUCCAAGAAGUACAUACACAGUUCCGUUAGAGCAAAACAAUGGUUUCAUUUAUGCAAAGAUUUUUGGAUCGUUUGAGAAGAUUAGAAACUCGAUCUGUGAUUUGGUCACCGUAGCUAGGCUUUUGAAUGCAACCCUUGUCAUUCCAGAGAUUCAUGAAAGUACACAGUCAAGAGGCAUCAGCUCAAAAUUUAGGAGUUUUUCAUAUCUUUAUGAUGAGGAAAAGUUCAUAGCGAGCUUGACAAAUGAUGUGAUCGUCGUGAAGGACCUACCACCAACCUUAAAGAAGGCAAGGAGAAAAAAAGAGUUCCCAAUUUUUAAACCUAGGAUCGCCACUUCUCCUACCUUUUAUAUCUCUGAAGUUCUGCCAAAGUUGAGGAAAACAAAGGCCAUUGGGUUAAUCUUGUCGGAUGGAGGAUGCCUGCAGUCCAUCCUUCCACCUAGCUUGGCUGAGUACCAAAGGCUUCGAUGUCGUGUGGCAUUUCAUGCACUUCAAUUUCGCACUGAGAUCCAAUCUCUUGGUUGGCUCAUGGUGGAAAGGUUGCGAGCAGCAGGCCAACCUUACCUUGCUUAUAAUCCUGGACUUAAGAGAGAUAACCUAGCAUAUAACGGUUGCGCUGAACUUUUUCAGGAUGUCCACACAGAGCUCAUACAACAUAGGCGAGCUCAAAUGAUUAGACAAGGUAUCCUUAAUGAAGAUCUGAUGGUGGAUUCUCAUGCUCGAAGAAGAAAUGGUUCAUGCCCGCUUAUGCCUGAAGAGGUAGGACUGCUACUUCGAGCAAUGGGCUACCCUCCAAGAACAAGGAUAUACAUGGCAGGUUCUGAAAUAUUUGGUGGUCAGAGGAUUAUAAUUCCCUUACGGGCCAUGUACACAAACUUAGUCGACCGCACUUCGUUGUGCAGCACAUCAGAGCUGGACAAUUUAAUUGGUCCAGAAACCUCACUCCCUCCUGAUCCCAUCCAGCUCCUACCUGUGAAAAGUGAGAAGCAACUAAAAGAUGAAUGGGACACGGGUGGGCCCCGACCAAGGCCUCUUCCUCCUCCUCCUGACCGACCUAUAUACCGCCAUGAAAAAGAAGGGUGGUAUGGUUGGAUAGCUGAAAAAGAUUCUGAGCCGGAUUCCACACCUCGUGAUUUAAGGGAACAAGCUCACCGCUUACUAUGGGAUGCCCUUGAUUACAUUGUUUCAGUGGAGGCAGAUGCAUUCUUUCCUGGUUUUGACAACGAUGGUAGUGUAUGGCCUGAUUUUUCCAGCUUGGUGAUGGGAAAUCGGCUUUAUAACAAGGCAUCUUCUAGAACAUUCCAUCCUGACAGGAAAUAUCUUGCAGAGCUCUUCAAUGCUACGGCUGAGCGUCUGUACUAUCCGCCACGCAACUGGACUCUCUCUGUAAGAAAACAUCUAAACAGAAGCACUAGUGAAGACGGGCUUACAAAAAAAGCCCAUCUUUCCAAACCCAAACUCUUCCUUUCACACCCUAUCCCAGAGUGUUCUUGUUCAACUGCAAAGGCUCUCGAGAUUUUGAAUUCUGAAAAAGACCGAAGUGCCCUUCAUUUGUUAUACGGAGGACAAAUGAGGUGCCCCAAGGCGAUAGAGGAACGAGUGAAGUCCGAGGAGAGUGAUCCCGAGGAGGUAGACUCCCGUGAAGAUGAAGCAGAAAUGGAGGGACAGUUAGAUUCUGAGAGUACAAGUGGAACUGAUGCGAUCCCUUCCCUGGAACAGGAUGAGGAAAUGGACCCUGAUGAUUAGUUUCAUGGCUGAUCUGCCCAAAAUAUUUUUGCGAUUUUUUUGGAGCCUGACGAAUCGCAGGAAUCUCGCGAGGAGCGUUCAUAGUUUGAAGAGACGAGCCUGAAAAAGAAGGGGAUAACAAUUUUUUUAAAAAAAAACUUGACAGGAAAAUGUCGUCGCCAUACAAGAGGGGUAUUACUGUCUUCUUUCUUCUUCAGGAUUUUGGUUGUUCAAACUGGAAAAGUUGUCUAAUUCCAUGUAAAUAAACCUCUACUAUUUCAUGCAAAGUUUCUUUGGUGAUUUUUUUUUUCCUUUUGAAGAAACCUAAUACUGUAAA